Molecule: messenger RNA, 411 nt
Organism: Oikopleura dioica
Lineage: Eukaryota; Metazoa; Chordata; Appendicularia; Copelata; Oikopleuridae
Source: the annotation of a GenBank genome assembly
AUGAUCAAAAUCGCCGGAUUUCCUUUUUCUCCUGAAUUCGACCGCCCAACCCAGCGCAAAUGCCGUGUUCGUCGCUUCCAGCCCUACUCCAUUUCGCAAGAAAUGAUCACUCCUACAACCUGGUCAGCAACAGUCGAUCUCACUUCGUUUCCAACGCAGAAAGAAGACCUCAAAAUCACCAAGGACGAGUCAAAGAGAGAGUUACAAAUCUCUGGCCUUUCAAAAACAUCAGAGAUCGUCGAAAGAAUGAAGAUCGAGUCAGUACACAACUGGGAGAGAACCCUUUCUGUGCCUAAAACAGUUGACUUUGAGUCACUUUCUUCCAAAUUCGAUGGCAAAAACCUUUUAUUCACUGCUGAUAGAAAGUUCGGUAGAAAUGUUCCAAUCAAUUUUCUCAAUAAAAGCGAAUAA